Kazachstania africana CBS 2517 is the source of this 732-nucleotide messenger RNA. It is a transcript of the gene MRPL8, whose product is annotated as mitochondrial 54S ribosomal protein bL17m. The record is from RefSeq and is a predicted model, not a curated record. NCBI's taxonomy places the organism in Eukaryota, Fungi, Ascomycota, Saccharomycetes, Saccharomycetales, Saccharomycetaceae. The transcript has a single exon. Gene Ontology annotation, molecular function: structural constituent of ribosome. Gene Ontology annotation, cellular component: ribosome; mitochondrial large ribosomal subunit. Gene Ontology annotation, biological process: translation. Bases 1 to 732 code for a protein of 243 amino acids.
AUGACAGUUGGCAUUGCUAGGAAACUCUCACGAACAAAACCACAUCGUGAAGCUCUUUUGAAGAAUCUCGUUACUCAAUUAUUACAACAUGGAACCAUAUCAUCGACUCAUGAAAAGUGUAAAGAGGCGUCAAGGCUGGCAGAUAGAGUCAUUAAUAUGGCUAAGAAAGUAAAUCAGAUGGAGGACGGUAGAGCUAGAGAUAAAUAUUUAAGUGAAAUACAAUCGAGGCUGUUCCUUUCCGGUGAUAAUAACCACCUUUUGAUUAAUUUGGUUAAUGCAAUAGCUCCCAAAUACAUUUCUCGACAAGGGGGUUAUACAAGAGUGAUACGACUGGAACCCAGGCUGACGGACAAAGCCUGUGAAUCUAUUUUAGAGCUUGUCGAUACACCUAUCCUCGAUAAAGAUGGAAAUUUAAAUAAGGGAAAUCUUAAGUUCUGGCUAUUGAUAAAAAAUGUAAUAAAUGAUGAAUCACAAUCUAAACCAUAUAAUGAUAUCACAAUACAUAAUUUGCAAAAAAUGGCAAAGUUUAAAGAUAGAAAACAAUUUGAGACUGAGAUCCUGACCGUUAAAAGACUACUUAAAGGACAAGCAAAUCAAUUCUGGGAUGAGAACUCGGAGUCAGGCCUCGUUACUUUAUUGGUAAACCAAGUAUAUCACACCGUACUGUCGUCAAAGGGACACAGUGGUUAUAAAUUUAUCAAUGAGAGACCCUUGAGACCAAAAUCUACCUAG